AUGGAUUCUAUCUUGAAGUUAUGGGAGCAGAGGAGCAAAAUAGAGGCGCAGAAGGUUCUCCAGCUAAGAAGCCUGAGGACAUAUUUGGUAAGAACCCUAGAAAAAGAUGACCCGUGGAAAGACAAACACAAGCAAGACCCGGCUACUCCCCGUACAAAGCCCAAACCGUUGGACAUGGUGUUUUUGCAAACAGUUCCUGAGAAACUUCACAACCCAGAGGAGGAUCCAGCAACACUGUUGCGGGGAGCUCAGGUAGUGGGACUGAAGGCUCACAGACCUAGUGACAAGGGAGCAAUCACUAAAGAUAAAUGUAGUUUAGAUUCAGUGAGGAGAGGAAAUCAAGAUGUGAGACUAUCCCUGGUUUCGUUGCUUUAUCGUUACGCUACCGUUACUGGUAGCGUAACCUCCCAGUGUUGGAUCCAGCACCAGGACAGCGGGUUCCAUACUCCAAUGAUUGACUCUGAGUACCAUCAAAUCAGAUCGCCGGAAAGCAGACACAAUGGCGGUUAA
Puccinia graminis f. sp. tritici CRL 75-36-700-3 is the source of this 510-nucleotide messenger RNA. RefSeq lists its product as uncharacterized. NCBI's taxonomy places the organism in Eukaryota, Fungi, Basidiomycota, Pucciniomycetes, Pucciniales, Pucciniaceae. The transcript has 5 exons. Bases 1 to 510 code for a protein of 169 amino acids. The record is from RefSeq and is a predicted model, not a curated record.